AUGAAUAUGACAUUAGAUAAUUAUAAUUCAACUGAAUUUAUUCAAUCAUCAUCUAUAAUUAAACAAUCAAAUACUCAUCCUAUAGAUACAAAUAAUAUAGAUAAUGUAUUUAAUAUAACAUCAUGUAUAAUAAUCACAUUUAUGUUUUCAUUAAUUGUUAUAUUUUCAAUAUUUGGUAAUAUAUUAGUUAUGUGGAUUAUAUUAAAUAAUCGUAGAAUGCGUACAAUAACAAAUUGUUUUUUAUUUAAUUUAUCAGCAGCUGAUUUAUUAACAAUAUUUCAAAUUAUACCAAAUGUUUAUUAUGUAUUACAAAAUGAUUGGAUAUUUGGUAUUGCUUAUUGUAAAUUUUCACAAUUUUUUACAUCAUUUAAUAUAGCUAUUAGUGUAUUUACAUUUAUUGCAAUUUCAUCGGAUAGAUAUACUGCAAUCAUGUUUCCUCUUCGUCCACGUUCAAAACUGAAGACAGUUAUUUGUGCAAUUGUAGCUAUUUGGUUAAUUUCGUUUGCAAUUGGACUGCCUGGUUUAAUUGUAGCUACGGUUUAUCCAAAAAACUUAUCAAACUUGCAAAAUAUAGUAAAUAGUACAGAUUUACUUGUUGUGGUGAAACAAAUCUCGGUUAACUCACCUGAUCAAUAUGUUUCAAAUGAUUGUAUUCUUAACUGGUCAUCAGAGUGGUCUGAAGCGUACGAUUAUACACUUUUUGUGUUAAUGUAUGUUCUUCCUCUUAUCAUACUUGCCACAACUUAUAUUCCAAUAUCAAUUCAUUUAUGGUUUCAUAGAGGACUUGGUGAAGUCACUAGGGCACAAGCCCAAAAUGUUCAGUCGAAAAGACGAGCAGUGAAAAUGUUAUGUGCAGUUAUGUUGAUAUUUGCAAUCUGUUGGCUUCCAUAUCAAUUAUUUUUCAUUCUGUUACAAUUAAGUCCAACAAUUAAAAGUAGUCAUAGUUUACCGAUUAUAUUUAUAUGUUGUUAUUGGUUAGCAAUGAGUAAUUCAAUGUACAAUCCAAUUAUAUAUGUUCUAAUGAAUAAAAUCAAACAGAAGUAUAAAGCUUGUUUUUAUCACCAAUUAUUAGUUUGUGACGUGAUUAAAGGUUUACUUAAAAGAAAUUUAUCAUCAUUUGUUAAUAAGUUAAAGCAUAUACCAUUGAAUUGA
Molecule: messenger RNA, 1152 nt
Organism: Schistosoma mattheei
Lineage: Eukaryota; Metazoa; Platyhelminthes; Trematoda; Strigeidida; Schistosomatidae
Source: the annotation of a GenBank genome assembly